Molecule: messenger RNA, 1674 nt
Organism: Brenthis ino (lesser marbled fritillary)
Lineage: Eukaryota; Metazoa; Arthropoda; Insecta; Lepidoptera; Nymphalidae
Source: the annotation of a GenBank genome assembly
AUGGAUGCAAAAAGAACACAGACUAAUCAGCAUAACCGUUUCCAGAAGCUUUCUUUAAAGAAAAAUGUGGGGAUUGAUAAAAAAGAUACACAGAAAUGUAAAGGAAGCUUUGAUAUUUUGGUAAUCGACGAUUCUUUUGAUAGAUUGAUGUCCCAAUAUUCAAAUAAUGACAAAUCCAAACCGAAGGUGCACUCUCCAAUACUAAUUAACGAUUCAUGUGAUGGUAUAAAUGAUGAUAACUUUGAUUGUAUAAGCACAGAACCUAGUAAAAGUGGAAAUGUGUCAUUUUCUUCAAGGGAUUUACUAUCACCAACAAACCAACAAUCUAGACCCAGUAUAGACGGAUGGUCGCCACAUCAAAACGUAAUAUGUGCUACACCAAGACACAAUGCAGUACCAACAACGCCAAAAGACAAAACUAACGAAUCCCUAGAACAGUGUUCAUUGAAGAAAAUACAAAAUUCACAUCAAAAAUUGCUUAGUGAUCUAUAUGGUGAUACAUGGAAAUCAAUACCUAGUCUGUUCAAAUCAAUAAAACAAAAACAUGAGGAUUUAGAUGUUGUUGCAAAAAAAUUGCAUUUCAAUGACGAUGAAAAUGAUAAAGAAAAUAUUCGAAGUGACUUGAAACGUAAUAAAGAAUUAUAUUUAACGAGCUCGGAAACAAAGAUAAGAAGAAAUGGUUCAUUUGAAGAGAAAAAAUCCAAAAAGAAAUUGUAUACUGAGAAAAUACCAAGUACACCAGAUUUACCGAAGCAAAGGCCAAGAAAUGUCAAGAGUUCAACGAAAAAAGGGAUGUCCGUUACUGAAUUGGUCAGAACUAUGACAGAUAAUGUUAAUGUUUUAACGAAUCAUAUACAAAAUGUCACUGUUACACCCAAAACUGACGUGAAUAGGCUCAGUUUUGUUGCAUCUUUAGCAGAGAAUAUCCCCUCAUGGAGAUGUCAUCCUGAAGCCAUUCAAUACCAUGAUAAUUACAAAGAAUUAAAGGAAAAGCUAGCGAGAAGAUUGUACAAAGAGUUUAACAAAGUUAUAUUUGAUGAUGCCAUGGAUGCAGAUCUGCCUAUCAUAUGGGAUACAAAAUUAAGAAGUACGGCUGGGACAACAACAAACCGUCUAAUAAAAACAUCAAACGGUAGCAGGAUACGAGCAUCUACAAUAAAAUUAUCAACCAAAGUAUUGGACGCGGUGCAAAGACUCCGCGACACGCUCAUACACGAACUGUGUCACGCCGCGACGUGGUUGAUAGAUGGAGAGAUGAGAGCUGGACAUGGGCCUUUGUGGAAGAAAUGGGCAAAGAAAUCGUUGAAAUUGUUUCCUGAACUGGGUGAAAUAUCUCGUUGUCACGAUAUGGAGAUACACUACAAGUAUACAUACAAAUGUAUGAAAUGUGGAUACAGUAUAAAACGACAUUCAAAAUCAAUAGACACUACUAAGAAAUGUUGUGGCUAUUGUCGGGGCAUGUUUGAAAUUAUAGUGAACAAGAAAAAUAAAGAUGGCGUCAUAAUUUCAACGAAAGCUAAGAAAGGCGGUUUGAAUGACUUCGCAAAAUUUGUUAAAGAAAAUUAUGGAAGUUUAAAACAAGGAAGGACUCAUGCAGAGGUUAUGAAGUUAUUGGGAGAGCAGUUUUCUGUGAAGAAAAAUAAAAAAUAUAGCUUUAUUGAUUUGAGUUGUGAA